Calliphora vicina (urban bluebottle blowfly) is the source of this 13408-nucleotide messenger RNA. RefSeq names its product FLICE-associated huge protein (gene FLASH). Lineage: Eukaryota; Metazoa; Arthropoda; Insecta; Diptera; Calliphoridae. The coding region runs from base 79 to 13047 and encodes 4322 amino acids. The transcript is spliced from 5 exons. The record is from RefSeq and is a predicted model, not a curated record.
CGCAUUUUAAUACACAAAUAUAAACAAAUGUGGUAAAAACAAACAAUAAUUACUAAUAUUUAAUAGAUUUCCAUUAUUAUGGAUGAAUUAAAUUUAUAUGACGAUUUGGAUGAGUUUCAAGAGCAGCAAGAAAAGAAAUCUAAAGAAUUGCAAGAUGUAGAAGAAAAAUAUCAACAGUCCCUAAAAACUAUAGAAGAGUUGCGGGAGGAAAAUAAAACGCUGAAGAAAAAUAUUCAACGCAUAGAAUUAGGUUUUCAAAGUCUGCUGGAUACAGCCCGCACAGAAAUUAAACGCAAAGACAAAGAAAUUGAACGUUUGCGUAAAGAAAAGGAUGACAUUUGCUUCAGACGCAAAAUUCCACAAAAGGCUAGCAAUAAUAGCGGAAAUCAACAGUUGGUACACGAUGCAACUGUUAACAACCCCUUUAAGUCUGAUAGUGUAAACAAUAAUAAUGAAAGUUCAACAAUUGAUACUGCCACCAUAAGAACUGCAGAUCCAUCUAAUUAUGAUCUAAAUACAGAAGUUAAGAAACGCCAUCGUGGUCGCGAUGAGGAACGAGAUCAUCAACCAAGUGACUAUAAAAGGCAUCGAGGCGCUAGAGAUGAGUUUAAUGACAAAUUUGAGCAGAGUUCUCAUAAACAUACCAAAAUUAAACAUAACAGCGAUGAUGUCCAAAAAGGCAAUAGAGAUCUUUACAGAGAAACUGAUAAAGACUCUCACUACCGGCGAGAUCAUAAUAGAAAUCGCAGUCGUGAACGUAAAGAAUAUGAUAAAACUAGUAGCAGACAUGGCAAGUCUUCAAAAGCUUCUCGUAGUCCCGAUCGUUAUGGCAGACACUCCGAAAGAAGUCGCAGUGGAGAACGUGACAAAUACCAACAUUUUGAAAGAAAUCGCAGUCAUGAUCACAAAAACUCUGGUAAAUAUUCAAAAUUAUCAUCAAGAAGCCCAACGCGUAAAAACACAGAAACUAAUCGUGAUGAUUAUCAGCGUGAUAAAAGUUAUAAAGAGACUGAUAAAUCCCAUAAACAAAUUGAUAAGGAUUUAGGCAAACAAAAAUCAAAAGAUUUUAAAGAAAAAGAAGAAAACAAAAAAACAAUUUUAGUUAAAGAAACUGAACUUAAAAGAACUGAUAAUUUACUAAAUGAAAAAGCAAAUAUGCAGCUGCCUACUGACAAUAAAACAAAAGGAAUUAAUUCAAGAAACUUAAAAAAUCUCGAUAAAAAAGAAACAACAGAAAUUACAUCCUCAGACAAUUUAAAAAUUGUUACUAUAAAUGAAGAGUUAAGUGAGAAUCAAACCAAUAAUUCCGAAAAGGAACUAAAUAAACAAAGUGAAAAUAUCAAGCAGCUGGAAACAAUACAAGCCUUAAACCAAUCCUCUGUGCCAGAGCCCAGCAAAAUUUGUACUCCCCGUAAAAUAGCAUUAUUUAAUCAACUUUUUGGACAGACGCCUAGCGAAAGCAGUACAACUGCAACUAGCGGUAAUAGUACAAAUUCACUUUUAAAUAACAUUAAAGGCAUACUGGCAAAAUCGUCUCCAGUAGAUGUAAUAAGUUCAGCUACUACUUCACCGGGUGAAUACACAGACAUUAGUAGUGGUAAGGCGACUCCAAAAGAAAAUGCUAUAGAAAUUGUAAGUUCAGGCAGUAAUACACCACAUGUUAACGAUGAUGUAAAUGAUGAGCUACCUACUCCCAAGAGAAUUGACAUUGAUAUAGAUGAGUGCUCUAUUCCCACUUCAAAUAUUCCUCAAAACAUCAAGACUAUCGCCUGCGUAGAUUUAACAGAAAUUGUUGAUGAUAAUAUUGAAAAUGAACUGGAAUUUAUACAAAUACCUGGACUGGAUUUGUGUUUUCAAAGUAAAAAUAAAGCUAAUUCAAGUGAAAUACAGGAAAACGAAGAUAUAAUUUCUAAAGAUCAGAGCAAAGCUACAACAAAAAAUAAUAAUUCUGAAAUAAAUGAUGAAGUGAAAACAUCACAGGAAAAACUUACAGAAGAACUAAAUGAAGGACAUGAAUUGGAAACUGAUAAUAAGCCAGAGGCAACAUCUUGUGCAAAUUUUGACAUUGAUAGUGAACUCGAAAAUGAAGCAGAUAAUAUUAUAGAGCAAGAGAGCUGCAACAUAAAUGAAACACUUGAAUUGUCACCAUCUGAACAAGAUAUUUCUAAAGAAACUACUGCUGCUAAUGCUGAAUCUCUAAAACCCGUUCAAUUGGAGAACAAACUUAGUGAAAUUGCAAAUAAUUUGACUAGCGAAGUUGUAAUCGUUGACUCUGUAAAAUCUGGCAAUGGUUUGUCUUUUCAAAAUCCUUAUAAUAAAGAAAAUGACAACCAAUCUUCGAAGAAUAAGUGCUCUUUAGAGGAAGAUGAGAAUAUAAACGAAAUGAAAACUAAUCUUAUAGCUAAAGAGAAACAACUAUAUUUACUUGAAGAUGGAAAUGAAAAUAGAGCAACAAAGGAUGCUGAAGAUGAAACACACACAAGUUCUAAAGAUGAACUUCAAGCACAGACAAAACAAAGAACUAUUAAUGCCACCAUAUCAAUUGAAGAAUCAAAAGUUGGAGCAGUUGCUCAGGCAUGUUCGUCUUCUGCAAAAACAUCUUGUCAGGAAGAUGACCAAAAUUUUAUUAAUUUUAAAUCUGGAGACAAAAAUACCCUUGUUAUUGAUAAUAUUCUUGCCAGUAAUUCAAAUUCUAAAGAAAAUCUAGUUGAUAUAAUUGUAGAAUGUGACAAACAACUUGAAUCAGCAAGUGAAGCUAAAUUAUCUAGCCCUGUGCCUUUAAAAGUUAUAACAAUAGAAGAGCAACAUGAAGCAUUAUCCCCCUGCGACCCGGCUUCCGCUUCUAAAUCUAUAUACAGUAAUAUUAAGAUUGUUGAAGAAAAUCUUGCCACAACAUCAAACAUUAAAGAAAAUUUAAAUGAAAUUGUCGAUAAUAGCAAACAAUCUAAUCCAACAGUUACUGACGUAUUAUCUUCUCUUGAAGCCCUAAAAGUUGUACAAAUACAGCAGAACGAAGCUUCCUCCUUAUCGCAAAAGUUAGCUGCUGCUACCUUUGGGAAUGAAAGAAUUGAAACAGCUGCAAGUGUUAACAAAAUCACAGAUUCUGAUUUGCUAGAAGAUCCUAUCAAUAAUACAUCAAGUUUCUCUGAAACUAAAACUCAUUUAGAACCAACAACAAUUGUUGAAGAUAAUUUGAAUGAAAUUGAAAUUGUAGAAAAUGACAACGAAUCUGAACCUAAACAAAGGGUCCUUGAAGCUGUACAAAGGGAAGAGAAAAAUGGUUCCUUAUUAAUAGAAAAAGAUGGGCAAAUUCUCUCUCCGUUAACAGAUAAUCAAGCAACAUCCUGUUUAACUGAAAAAUUAGACACUACUGAUUAUGCAUUAGAAGCGAACGCAGAAUAUUUAACUGGUGCUGAACGCACUGAGUCGGAUUUGUCCGAAAUUACUGAAAACAAAGAGGACUAUUCAACUAUUCAAGAUGACUUUAAAGUUGUACAAAAUAAGGAACAAUAUCCUUCCUCGAUAGAAGCUGAAUCUGAAUAUUUAACUGCUGCUGACAGCACUGAGUCGGAUUUUUCAGAAAAUACUGUUAACAAUGAGGACUAUUCAACUAUUCAAGAUAACUUUAAAGUUGCAAAAAAUAAAGAAGCCGACACAGAAAAUUCACGCCCAACUGAACUUGCAUUUAAUGAUUCAACUGCUAUUGAAAUCAUUGAAUCCCAUCUCUCCGAAAAAUUAUUGAAUAUUGAGGAAAAUUCCUUUGAAUCUAAUGCGAAUGGUCAAGAAACUUCUUUGAAAACUACCAAAGAUAUUGUUGCUCAAGAUACUAGAAAUGAACAGCCUACAUUAGAAAUUAACAAUUCUACAGCAUAUGAAGUCGAUAGCUCUGAUUUAAAACAUAAAGCAAUUUGUAAUGAAAUUCAAGAAAUAUCAACAAAAAUAGCAAUAAAAGAUUCUAAUAGAGAUAUUUACACACAAGAGCCAAGUAUUUCUACUCUAAAUGAAGAUAAUAACAAUGAAAUUUCUAAAAAAAUUACGGGUUCACAUUCAAGAGGGGAAACUUCACCAACGGCUCUAGCAAAAGAUUCCAAGAUAAUACCAAUAUUGCAAUCAAGUGAAACUUUAACAAACAACACAGAUUUAGAAGCGAAAGAAAAAACAAGCAGCAUCCUGGAGAACGACACUGAAAUCACAAAUGAAACACCAACACUGAAAGCAUGUGAUUCCUUAGAAGUUAACGAAAAUAAAGAUGAAACUAAAGCGGAAAAUAAAGGUAUGGAUGUGGAAGAAAAAUUAAGCAGCCAUGGAAAUUAUGCAACUGAAUCAUACGUUGAGGAAACAAAUGAAGAGGCCAUAGAAGGAAUUGCGGGUUUAGAUGCGAAAAAGAAUAUAAACAGCAGAAAGAAGGACGAGAGUACAACUAAAUCGCAUACUGUGGAAACAUCAACUGAAGAUCCAGCAAAUGAAAACUUUACCAUUCAAUCUAAUGUUUCUGAAGCACUUGAUACAAAUGAAGAAGCAAACAUACCAAGUUCAGGUUCGAAAGAAAAAUCAGGCAGCAAUAAAAUGGAGGAGACUAUAGGGGAUUCUUUUGUUUUAAAAACUCCAUUAAGAACAUUAACAAAUGAUACGACAAAUAAAACUCUAAGCGUGAAUACAAGUGAUUCUGAAGCUGAAAAAAUAAACAGCACCAAAAAUGAAAUAACAAAAAUGUCUGCUCAAGAUUCUGAAUCCUUAUCCCUAAAAGCAUGUGAUACCACAGCACAAGCAGAAAAUAAAGAUGAACAUACAGCUGAAAUCUUUGAUUUAGUUUCAAAAGAAAACACAAAUAGCAAGAAAGGUGAUGCAACUAAACCAGUAUCACACAUUGUGGAAACUUUAACAAAAGAAUCAAAAUCAGAAGAUAAGAAUCACGAGUCAUAUAAAUCAAUGCUUGAUAUGACUACUAAAGAUGAAAAUGUGGCUGAUAAAAACGUUAAUUUGGAAUUAACAGUAAAAUCACCAACAAAAGAAGCAAAUGAUGAGGCAAUAAGUCAUAAAAAUAAUGUUACUGACACAGCUUCACAUGAAACGGAAACUAGAACAACUAUACCAAAAGCUGCUUUUGAAAAUUGUAAUUUUGACACAGAUAGAAAUGUUGCUAUUGCAGUAAAUAUAACCGAUGAACCAGAUCAAAUGGAAUUUAAGGAAACUUCAUUAGGGAAUAAUACUCAAGUUUCCCAAAUAAUCGCAGAAGAAAGAACUACAGAAAUGAUUACUCAGAUAUCAAAAUCACAAUGCUCUGAGGCUACAUUACAAAAGCUAAAUCAAAAAUCAAUCACUGAUAUAGAAAUGGUUGCAGAGGCAUCAAACUCGAUUACUAUAAGACCAACAGAUGUUUCCAUUGAAGUUAAAACUAAUUUAACUGAACAAAACAAAUCCGAAACUGAUUCCGGUGUUAACAAAGCAACACAGAAUUCUCCAAAGAAAAAACAAACUAAUUUUUCAGAAAUUUUAAAGAAACAACUGAAAGAAUAUUUCGAAAAUAAGGACAAAAACUACACCGAAAGUAAUGCUAAUAUUAAAACCAGUUCGAAGAUGAUUCCAAUAGCUUUUGAAAAUAAAAAUGAACAAAAACUCGAUAACAAGUUUACUAAAGCAAUUGAGAAAUGUGUUUUAGAAACCGACUGGGGUCAAACAAAGAAAGAUUUUGAAAAACAAAACAACAAAUUUAAAUCUUUUACUACUAAAUUAAGUGAUCAUAACAUUUCUAAAGUUGCUACAGAGAAAACAGCAAACGAUUUCGAAAAUAAAGAGGACAAGAAGACACUAAAAGAUUUCGAAAUUAAUGAAAGUAAACAAACUGAAACUGUUUCAAAUCAAACUCAUAAGAUAAAUAAUGAUUUAGAACCUCAUAGAGUAGAGUCAUUAAAUAAAGGGCAAGAGCAAGUUGCUACAGAGAAAACUGCAAAUGAUUUCGAAAAUAAAGAGGAGAAGAAAACACUAAAAGAUUUCGAAAUUAACGAAAGUAAACAAACUGAAAAGGUUUCAAAUCAAACUCGAAAGAUAAAUGAUGAUUUAGAACCUCAUAGAGUAGAGUUAUUAAAUAAAGGGCAAGAGGAAAAGAACUUACAUGAUCUGCAAAAUAAUUUGUUUAAGAAACCUUAUACCUCUGCAGUUGUAGCCUCCCCUAAGAAAAACACUACAACUAGUUUAAAAAAUAAAAACGAGAGGACACUAAAAGAUUUCGAAAUUAACGAAAGUCAACAAACUAAAACUGUUUCAAAUCAAACUCAAAAUAUAAAUGAAAAUUUAGAAUCUCAAAGAGUAGAGUCAUUAAAUAAAGGACAACAGGAAAAGAUGUUACAUAAUCUACAAAAAGAUUUGUUUAAGAAACCUCGCAUUACUUUAACAGCCUCCCCUAAGAAAAACACAGCAAAAACUAGUUUAAAAAAUAAAGAAAAACUUGCCAAAUCUGAUGAAAUUACUGGACAACUUGCAAAUAAUUUUAAAGAAGCAAUUCCUAAUCAAAAUAUUGAAAUCAAAGAUAAAAAUACAAAUGAUUUCGAAGCUGAUCAAACUGAUAUUGUUAUAGAUCAAACUCCAGAAAUAAAUGAAGCUAUAGAAAUUCCAACAAAUAAAGAGGAUAAUCAAAAGGAAGUUCCUGAAAAAGAAAUACUAAAUAUCAAAACAUCUUUAGACUUAGUAUCCAACAAAAAGCCAACAACGACUAGUUUCAAAACUAAAAAAGAAACUUCUUUUAAAUCCAUUGAACUGAAAGCUCAAUAUUCAAAACAACACAAAGAGCAACAUGCUGCAGUUGAAACUCCCUCGGUAUUAGAGCAACAAUAUACAAAUACUGAAUACAUUGGAACCUUAGAAAGUGUCAACAAAGAUUGUGAAUCAAAUUUAAUUGAAAAUAUGCCAGUUAACUUGCAUUCAAAAAAAGCUUUACCCGUUGAUACUAAAAUGUCUACUGUACUAAAUACAAUAUCAAAUCGAGUACAAAAGACUUUGGGAGAUAUUGAAACUGCUAUAACUAGCUAUGAGUCUGAAGCAGAUAAUGAUAAUAUUGCAGAUAGCGAUCACCCAAUACCAUCUACAUCUGCCCAGAGUUUAUUUGAAUCAAUGGCUCACCAAGUAGGUGAAGUAACAAGAGAUGAAACUCACAUACAAAAGCAAUCAUCAAUCGAAGAAGCUGUGCACAAGGAAGCAAAAAUAAUAGAGGAUGUUGUUAAAAAUUCUAAAGAUAUUUUAGAUAUGGAAAAAUCCAGAAAUGUUCCUGAAGAAAUCCUUAAAUCAGGCUCGAAAUUCCUAAAUAAUAAUUCUAUUUGUUCAGUUGAGCAAACCUUAACAUGCGAACCACAAGUUGAACACACUCAAAUUAUAUGUGAUGACAGAAAUCAAAUCAACAAAGAUUCCAAAACAAUUCCCUUGUCAGCCGUUGUUAAUAUUGAACACAGUCCACUGAAAACAAAAGAUUUGUUAACAAAUGUUUCAAAACAUCCAGUCGAAACACUAAAAAUGUAUAGUCCAAAUAAAUCAUUUAAGAAAUUAAUUACUAAGGAAAUUAAUAUGGAAGGAGAAAUUGUGGAAGUAGUUACAAUACAGAUGCCCACUGAUUCAAAUGCUGCCAACUCCAAUAUAACACAGAAUAUCUUGGAUAAUAUAAAGAAAAAUCUACAAACAACUGAAAUUCUAACUGGAGUAGAAUGUUCUUCAAGUAAAGAUCAGCAAGCUGUGAAAUUGGCUACGAAAAGUAACAAUUUAAAUAGUCAGUCUAAUGAAAAUAGCACUGCACAAAAUAAAUCUGAAAUUUCUACAAACGAAUAUAAUGUUGAAAAGAAUAUUAUCGAAAAAUCCCCUUUAAAAGAAUGCCAAAAUACAGGAAAAGAAACUGAAAUUACUCUCAGUGAAGAAGCUCAAUACCAGACACCCAAAAAAUUGCCAACCACACCAGGCAAUUUGAAUAAAAUUUAUAAGAUUGUCCAAGUCAACUUUCACAAAAUGGCCUCUAACCAACCGGAAACGUUUAGUACUCCUCCAGCACUACCCUCAAUUUCCACCACUUCUCCUACGCCCUCAAAUUUUAGUGGCAUAUUUUCGAAAAAGUCCUCCCCCAUUGUCGCUACAGAAGAUGAUUUCAUUAAGUCUAAGAAGAAAUCACCACAUUGUAUUGCCAAACCUAAAGAGUACAUUUUACCGGCGGCCAGUGUUUUGUGUAACGUUGACAAUUUGGAGAAUGCCACAAAGACAAACAAGAAAUUGCACUGGGAAUUGUUGGAUAAUAAAAAUGAAAUGACAGAAAUUGAAGAUGAUGCCGAUAUUGAUAGCACAGAUGAGGAAGAGCCUAAAAUUAAGGAAGAGCCCAUAGAAAAUGCUUCGACAUCACCAAAACAGUCCAGCCAACAAACUAUAACCAGUGGCCACAAGUUACAGAAAUCCUCACCAUCCGAAACAGACACCCAAACAGAAGACGAAUCCCUAUUGAAAGAUUUGAGAAGACAAGCGGGAACUUACAAAAAAUUAAACUUUAAGUCUUCGAAAGUUCGUAAACCUAAACAACGUAAACACAAAUUGCCUAAAACUGUUAAAUCUAGACUAAAAGCUAUAGGUAUGAGUAAUGCAGACACUUUCAUAGAUGGUAAUCUGAUGAUACAGAAGCCUUUCUCCAUUGUUAUGCCCAAGAGACCGGUUGGCAGACCAAGAAAAUUAGAUAAUUGUUCUAAAAUCAAUACAGUGGAAAAUAAUAUACCCAAAAAGAAGAGAGGACGCAAACCUAAACAAAUCAUAGAAGAAACCCAAAAGGAACCAUUACAAGUUAGUUUCAAAACAAAAACUAAUGAAUCAAAUGAAAAAAGCAAAGAAACCGAUGAACAACAACAAACUAACAAUACUACCACUGCAGAGUUUAAAUGUGACCAAAAUCGUGAUCAUGAAUCGUUAAAUAGUAGCGAUAGAAAUAUUCCGGAAAUAAAUAAUAUGGAAAAUUCAAUGAAAAUACUGUCAACGUCCGUUGAAAGACUGGAAAUCUGUGAUGAGUCUUGUACAUCAAAAGAUUCUGUUAAUGAGAGAAAAUCCUUCGGAAAAGAGAUCGAAGAUUGUAAAUACCAAGAUGCCAAUAAUACAUCCAUGAUUUACCACAAACAUGAUUCUUCAACGGAAGAUAAUGCAUUAGUAAUUAAUACAUCAGUAAUAGAAAAUCAUGCAGCUGAAUGUAAUAAAACGUUGGAGAACAAGGAUAAAGCAGAGUCAUUAAGUGAAAAACAGAAAUUCAUAGAGAAACACAUUACCUCGCCGAAUACGGACUCGCGGAAAAAACAUCAAGAUGUUGCUUCAAGCAGUAGGGAAGCUCAAGAAAAACGUGAUAGUGAGACAGCAAAAUUGCCAGCUGAUAAGACUGAUCUACACAUUGAACCCUCAACUACGGUUUCUAUUAAAAAACACCAUGAAGUUCCUUCAAGUAGUAAAGAAAGUCAAGAGAAUCGCCUUAGUAAUAAAAGCCACAGUGGGCCAGAGGAAAUUAAAGAGAAAUCAUUGAAAUCUAAAGCUUUAAUCAAGCCUUUAAUGAAAAGGAAACUUAAAUCUAAAAUUAAAAAUAAGGUAACGAAUUACAUAUCACUGGAAGAUAUUGGUAUUAAAGUAAGACCUCUCAAAGGACAUUUAUCCUCAUUUCGUAUACCGAAAAUUAAAAAAGACACUGAAGAAACUUUAAAUAACUCUUGGAAAUUAGAAACAUAUGUGGAGUUGGAAAAGGAAGGUUAUAAGGAACAAGUUAAACAAACAGCCGAACAUACAAAGGAAAGUAAUGACAUGAAAUCUGUAGUAAAUAAAAAGGAUUGUCAGCAAGACAAGCAGCUGUCAUCAAGACAAAAUGUUUCUAAAGAACGGGAAACUAGUAAUAUUAAAGAAAACAGUCAGCAAGCCAGGAAAUCCAGUAAUAUUAAAGCUCUGGGAAAAGAAUCGAAUAUAGAAGCAGCACCAGAACAAUUGAAUAAACAACAAAGUAAAGACGAAACUGAACGUCCCAGCAAUUAUAUUAUUAAUAUCGAUAAUAAAACAAAAAUUGGCAAAAGGAAACUAUAUAGUCCAGAUAUGUACGAUGAAGGGGACAAGGAGGAAAUAACGCAUACAGAAAAUAACAGUUCUCAAAUGUACCAGGAACAAUGUAAAUACCUCAGCAAAACCCAUGAACUAAAUCCGGUAAAACUUAGGCGAAAAUCUGUACAUAUCCCCAAGCAUAUUCCAGAUUCCAGCCACAACACAAACUCGGACAGCGAUGAAACUCGUUCGUCUAAUAAAUGUACAAAACCCCGUAGAAAAUCAAUGAAUGUGCAUAGAAGAAUUUUGGAUUCCAGUUGUGAUGAAGACGAUGACACUGAUAAACAAUCUUCUACAGAAAUUAAAACAAAUCAAACAAUUUCUAAAACGGUAGUUGAUAUACAAACAAAGUUUAAUCAACAAAAAGAAGCAAAGACUUCAAAUAUGAAUGAAAUUAAAAAACCAUUGAGAGGUCGCCGAAAAUCAAUGUAUGUUGAAAGACCAGCAGUAUUGGAAGCAGUUGAGUCAGAAGAAACGGCCUCAAACACGCGCCGUAAAGCUCUCCGCAGAAAAUCAAUGUAUAUGGAAAGUCCUGCUUUAGAAACAGUUGAAUCUGAAGAAAAGGAAUCAAAUACUCGCACUAAAGCUGCACGCAGACAAUCAAUGUAUGUUGAAAGAACAUCAUUGGAUGAUAAUGCAGAUACUUCUUCAAAAUCUAAACUUCUUCCAGAGCCACAACAUACCGUAGACAAUUCAAAAUCAGCUGAGAAUAAUAAUAAUGAUUGUGAUAAGAAACAACUGCAAACAGAAACUAUUAAAUCAUUUAAAAUGCGCAGGAAAUCAAUGUACACAGAUCCAAAAUCUUUAAACAUUUCUAAAACGGAAAUAGCUAAAGUGACGGACAAGUCUAACAAUUCAUUAACGCAAGACAGUGUUCAGCAAUCUAGCAAAACAACUAAAAACCAUGACUUGGAACUGCAAACUAACAAAGAUGGAAAUCAAAAUGUAGAAUUAUCAAAAACUUUGGGCAAAAAUUUAAAUGAAACUAACGAUAAGAUGGACCAAACAACAAAACCUAUAGCUUCAUUUAAAAUGCGUAGAAAGUCCAUGUAUGUGGAAAGAAAUUCUCAGAAAAAUGAAGAAGUUGUCAAGGAUAAAACUGAUGAAAUAGUGGAGAAGAAGGUUGAUGAUAGCAGUGAACAAAACAAAUUAGUUUCUAAUACCCCAAUCGUAUUGCCACAACAAAAACCAAUUCAAUCAAUGCGAAGAAAGUCUACAAACCAACGGAGCAAUUCGUUGAAUAAGCUAAAAGACAACAGCCAUCAAAUGGAUACAGAUUCUGAUUCUGAAAUUCUAGUGUCUCAACAACAAAAACCCAAUAAAAUGCGAAGAAAAUCUACAAAACAGCAACCUAAUACAGACAUCAGCAGUGGGAAUAUAAGCUUGAUGAAUAAUACAGAAGAUAAAAAAGAUUCAGUUGAAAUUAGCAACUCAGAGCAAGAGUUAAAGAAAACAUCUGAAAAUAAGAGCAACCAACAAAAGGACUCAGGUACUGAUUCUUCAGUUAUAUUGACACAGCAAAAGUCUCUUAAAAUGCGUAGAAAGUCUACAAAUCCACCACAACAUUUAGAUUCAUGCAGUGUGGACCGAAAUUCGUUGAAUAUCGUAGAUUCUAAAGAAUCAAAGAAAUCUAAACAAGAUGUGGAGAAAAACCCUGACAGCCAACAAACAGCUGCAGAUUCUCAAUCUUCAGUUGCAGUGGCACAACAAAAAUCUAUUAAAAUUCGCAGAAAAUCUACAAUAGAAAGACGAGAUUUAAGUUCCAGCCAGGUCGAAACAGAUUCGUUUAUUGAUGAAGAAACUAAAAAGGUUUCAGUCGAAUCUAUUAAAACUAAACAAGAAGUAAUUAAAAACCCUGAUCAAAACAUUGAAAGCAAUCAGAAGAUGGUUUCAAAGUCUGAAAAAUCCAUUAAAAUGCGUAGAAAGUCUACAAUUGAACGGAGCAAUGUUGAAACAAUCGAUACACCCGACUCCAACAAACCCAAGCAAGUAUUACAGAAAAAGCAGCAAGAUAUGAUUCCCAACAUAGAUAAUAUCGAACAAAAGGAUCCAUGUUCCUCUUCUACAGAUACAAUGUCACAACAAAAACCCCUUAAAAAUCGUAGAAAGUCAACAAAUCAACCACAAAUUACAGAUUUCAGCAGUGCUGAUCAAAAACAAGAACCCGAAAAGGAUACAGCUGCAGACUCUAGCUUAACCAUACACAAUAGUCGUGCCAAGGAAGCUGAUUCCGAUGCUUCCCUAGUAUUGACACAACACAAAUCCAUUAAAAUGCGCAGAAAGUCAACGAAUCAACGUAGAAUUUUAGAUACCAGCAGUGAUGACGAUGAACCCCUCAUUAAAAAAUUAACUGUGAUAACAAAUGAACCUAAAGCUCCCAACACAGCAGUGGGCAAACCGAGACAACGUAAAAGACGCGUUGUUAAAGUUUUGAGCACAUCAAUGGAGUCACCAGCUAAUUCCUGCCAACCUUCGCCCUUCACCUCACCCACCCUCAAUCAUCCCAUCUUUAAUACAGAAGUUCCGACGCAAAGUAAUGAAUUUGCCGCCUCCAUGCCCAUGACACCCAAUCAACAAGACGAUAAUAAAUUCAUGGAGAUCGAUUCGAAGUUACACGAAAUCUUUCAAUCGCCACAAUAUACCGUUGAUUAUAAAAUUUCACCAGCUGUGGAUGCUUCAAAUCUAACGAUUUUACCACCGCCAGCCUUAAAUGAUUCCAAAUCGAAUGUGACAAUAGAUGAAACACCGGAUUUCAAUCGGGAAAAUGAUCAAAGUUCUAUAACUAUGUCUCAGCUAAAUGAGUCCAGCACAUCAACUUUAAAUGAUACGACAACAACACAAAAUGGCAGCGAAAUCAAACAUUUAUCGUUGGGUACUGCUGAUUAUCGUUUUGAAAAGGUUUCCGAUAAUGUCAUCAAUUUGUUUAUAUCACGUAAGCGCAAACGUAAGCGCAAUAAUUUAAAUUAAAUUUAACUAAAUUAAUAUUAAAAAAUACUGUUUAGUAAUUAUUUAGAGUUAGAAAUUAUUUUAGUUUUAUGUUUAAUUUAAACAUAUUUUCAAAAUUCAAAUCUGCAAUAAGAUUAAUAUACCAUUUGUUAAAUACUAUUUGUUUAUUAAAGAUUUUUGAACUGAUUUUAACCAUUUUUGUUUGUGUUAAAAAACAAUAAUUCUGAAUUACAGCUAUUUUUAAAUCCACUUAGCCUUACUAUUUAUGUGUUAACAAUAUGAAUUUUUUUUUUAAAGUAUUUAUUUUUUUUAGUUUUAACGUUAAAAUAACAACUCAAAAUAUUAAAAUAAAGAGUACUCCUUAUUUUUAAAUUAAUAACAA